Messenger RNA from Aegilops tauschii subsp. strangulata, 885 nucleotides. Lineage: Eukaryota; Viridiplantae; Streptophyta; Magnoliopsida; Poales; Poaceae. The record is from RefSeq and is a predicted model, not a curated record.
AUGGGGACUGCCUACCUCCUCUUGUACGUGGAUGACAUCGUCCUGGCUGCCUCGACUGAUGCUCUGCUACAGCACAUCAUCGCCCGGCUACACGUCUCCGUCGCGCUCAAAGACCUCAGGCCGUUGCAUUUUUUCCUUGGGAUUCAAGUGCAACGCUCGGUGGCUGGGUUCUUCCUCAACCAAGCCCAGUAUGUCGCCGAGCUCCUCGAUCGCGCUGGUAUGACCGACUGCCACCCCGCGCCCACGCCGGUGGACACCAAGGCCAAGCUAUCUUCCUCCAAGGGUGAGCUCGUCUCUGACGCCACCCACUACCGCACCAUCACCGGCGCCCUGCAGUACCUUACGUUGACGUGUCCGGACAUCGCGUAUGCCGUGCAGCAAGUCUGCCUGCACAUGCACGCGCCUUGCCAGCCGCAUUGGGCUAUGGUCAAGCGCAUCCUGCGCUAUAUCCGUGGCACCACCACUCAUGGCUUGACGAUCGCCGCCUCUUCUCUGACCGACCUUGUCGCCUACAGCGACGCUGACUGGGCGGGCUGCCAGGAUACACGGCGCUCUAUGUCAGGCUACUGCAUCUUCCUCGGCGGCUCGCUCAUGUCUUGGUCGUCGAAGCGCCAGGCCACGGUCUCUCGCUCCAGUGCAGAGGCUGAGUACCGUGCCGUCGCCAACGCCGUGGCUGAAUGUUGCUCCACGAGCUCGGCUCCGACCUACCCAAGGCCACGAUCAUCUACUGCGACAAUGUCUCCGCCGUCUACCUCGCCCAGAACCCUGUGCAUCACCGCCGCACCAAACAUAUUGAACUUGACAUUCACUUUGUUCGCGAGAAGGUCGCCCUCGGCGAAUAUCGUGUUCUUCAUGUCCCCACGAGUCAACAAGUUGCCCACGUGA